GGCCUCCCGGAUGCUGGGGUCUGGCUGGCGAGGAGCACGAGGAGUCGGGUGUGGGCCGGGCAGGGAGUGGAGUCGGGGUCUUACUCCGGUGGCUGCAGGGCGCAGGGUAGCCGCGUCAGGCCUGCCCGGGUCCAGAGCGCUCCUCCCCGACCCCAACAGCCUCUGGUCGGGUCUGGCGCGCCCUCGCUUUCCCAGAGGGCGAUUUGGGCUAUGGCGGCCGCGGCUCUGGCGAGUGGGACACGCCUCGGCCUUGUCCUCGAGCUGCUGCCGGGACAGCCCGCGCUGCCCCGGGCGCGCCGGGAGUCAGUGACCUUCGAGGAUGUGGCCGUCUACUUCUCUGAGAACGAAUGGAUCGGCCUGGGCCCUGCUCAGAGAGCCUUGUACAGGGAUGUGAUGCUGGAGAAUUAUGGGGCUGUGGCUUCCCUGGCAUUUCCAUUUCCCAAACCGGCUCUGAUUUCCCAGCUGGAACGAGGGGAAACACCCUGGUGCUCGGUUCCUCAGGGAGCUCUGGAUGGAGAGGCCCCGAGGGGCAUCUCCUCAGAGGGUAUGUUGAAGAGGAAGAAAGAAGAUUUUAUUCUGAAGGAGGAAAUUAUUGAGGAAGCACAGGACCUCAUGGUCCUAUCAAGUGGACCCCAGUGGUGUGGAUCCCAGGAAUUAUGGUUUGGGAAAACCUGUGAAGAGAAAAGCAGGUUAGGGAGGUGGCCUGGUUGCCUCAAUGGGGGAAGUAUGGAAAGUUCUACAAAUGAUAUUAUAGAAGUGAUUGUCAAGGAUGAGAUGAUCUCAGUAGAAGAGAGUUCAGAGACUACUGAUGUCAAUAACCUCCUUGGUAUACAUCACAAAAUUCUGAAUGAGCAAAUAUUCUAUAUAUGUGAGGAAUGCGGCAAGUGUUUUGAUCAAAAUGAGGACUAUGAUCAACACCAGAAAACUCAUAAUGGAGAGAAGGUCUAUGGAUGUAAGGAAUGUGGGAAGGCUUUCAGUUUUCGAUCACAUUGCAUUGCGCAUCAGAGAAUUCACAGUGGGGUGAAACCCUAUGAAUGUCAAGAAUGUGCUAAGGCCUUUGUUUGGAAGUCAAACCUGAUUCGUCACCAGAGAAUACAUACUGGAGAGAAACCCUUUGAAUGUAAGGAAUGUGGGAAGGGCUUUAGUCAGAACACAAGCCUUACACAACAUCAACGGAUCCAUACUGGUGAGAAACCAUACACAUGCAAGGAAUGUGGGAAAAGCUUUACUCGAAACCCAGCCCUUCUUCGACAUCAGAGAAUGCACACUGGGGAGAAGCCUUAUGAAUGUAAGGACUGUGGGAAAGGCUUCAUGUGGAACUCAGAUCUUUCUCAGCACCAGAGGGUCCACACUGGGGACAAGCCUCAUGAAUGUACUGACUGUGGGAAAAGCUUCUUUUGCAAGGCACACCUUAUUCGACAUCAAAGAAUCCAUACUGGGGAAAGACCCUAUAAAUGUAAUGACUGUGGGAAGGCCUUCAGUCAGAAUUCUGUCUUAAUUAAGCACCAGAGGUGCCAUGUUAGAGACAAACCCUAUAACUGUCAGAUCUCUCACCUUCUUGAACAUUAGAGAGUGCAUAAUGGUGAUACUUGUUUAUAAUUCUUAUGCUGCAGGAACCCUAGAGACAAAAUGAGAUGACCAUUCACAAUUUGCUGUAACCCUUAACUUUAAUAGCCAGUAUUAUCUUGCCCUGUGAACAUUUACCAUGUACUCUAGCAAGACUGGUCCCCCUGUUCUAUGAUGUUUUAACAAGGCAUCAUUUAGUUGGGCAGCUACUCUGUAUCAGGUGCUAACCACUUUACACACAUUAAUUUGCGUAACAAUCCUAUUAAGAUAGGUGCUCUUCUCCCCAUUUUACAAAUGAGAAAUCUGAAUUGAAAGAGGUUAUAAAACUCAUUCAGGGUUACUCAGUUAGUAAGUUAUAGAGUUGAAAUUGGAGCCAGGCCUAUCUGACUGCAGAGUUUACUGUUCUUAAUUGUACAUAUUUAUGUCUCUGCCCAUUUUUAUUUGCUUAUUUUCCUGUGCUUUUAGUUUCCCUUCAUCACUCAGAUCCAGCUUCUUCAACUAAGCAGAUCUCUCUUCCUCUUCUACUUGUAAUCAGUACCACCCAAGUUAGUAUUUAAUUAUGUGCCAUCUUAUAUUUUUCUAAUAGUCCCAUGUCUCUUAGUCUUAACCCCAGCUAAAUGACUCUAAGACCCAACAGUACAUUUCUUUUAUGUUUUUCAAAUCCUGAAACAUUAAUCUUUGACUAGAUAUAACAUGCUCAUGCUAAAAAAGAAUUGAAAUAGUUGAAAAGGGUGUUCAGUGAAAAGUAAAUUUCCUUGUCAUUCCUAUCUCUUGAGUUCUCCCCAGAGGCAAUCACUGCUACUGGUUGUGUAUCUCUGUAGAUACUGUUUGUAUACAAGUGUUUAUUAGUACUGCUUUUCAUAACUCUGUCUCACUGAAAACCUUAUUUGAUGGAAGCAACAUUGCAGUUACAUUGUGAACUCUAAGACCUUUUCUUCAGAAGUUGCUUUCCUUUUGAGGCCACCAAAGUAAUUUAGGGAAACAGCAGAGGGUAAUCCAGGUCUUUUUUUUUUUUUUUAGACGGAGUCUUGCUCUGUUGCCCUGGCUGGAGUGCAGUGCUGUGAUCUCAGCUCACUGCAGGCUCCACCUCCCGGGUUCAUGCCAUUCUUCUGCCUCAGCCUCCCGAGUAGCUGGGACUACAGGUGCCCGCCACCACGUCUGGCUAAAAUUUUGUAUUUUUCAUAGAGACAGGGUUUCACCAUGUUAGCCAGGCUGGUCUCGGUCUCCUGACCUCGUGAUCCACCUGCCUCGGUCUCCCAAAGUGCUGGGAUUACAGGCCUGAGCUACCACGCCUGGCCAAUCCAGGUCUUAAGAGACCUCAUUGCCUUUGUUUUAUGAGACAUCAUUCUGGGAUUGGGAAUAUGUAAACUCAAUUGGAGAUUUUUUUCCAUAAAAAUUUAUAUAGUUCCAGCCCCUCUCAUUGCUUCCUAUCCUAAAUCCUCUCCCAGUCUGUCCAUCCCUCACUACCAUGAUAGCCUACAUUCUGAUAAGCUGUGAGGCCACUGCCAACGGAGGGAGAAAUGGUCACUUUCUGGUGGUGGUUAAUGCUUUGUUAGAUAGCUUCAUCCAGUCAAUAGUUGAAAAGUUUUCACAUAAUCCGGUAUCGGCAUCAGAGUCAGAAAUGCCCUCCCUGGUUCUAGGACCAAAGAUAAACACGAGGAACAUGUAGAGUCUACACAGGAAAGUGAAAGUAAAGAAUUAUAGAAUUAACUAAUUCUACUUGAAAUUAGGAGUUUAUAAAACAACAUUUUUAGAUGUGGUCAUCUUUUAUUGGUUUCCAUCAUCUCUUCCCCUUCUCUCUGGGAACAGUUACCCAGGUAUUCUUUGGGAAGGUAUCCUUUCUCAGGAAUGUGGUUUGGCACCACCACCAUCUUUAUGAGUGGACCCUGGUUGGCUUGUGUCAAUCAGCUUAUCCCAUCCCCUUGGCCACAGAGCCACUGUGAUAUGAGGAGAUACUGGCUCUUCUGGAAAAGAGAGGCUUUUCUUCAUUGAGAGCUGCCAGAGGAGAUAUUAUCUGUCCUCUGUGUGGCACAUAGGAAAAUGUGAGGCCUAGAAUUAUAGCAACUUUUUUUUUUUGUUGUUAAAAGGGGAGAUUCCCAAGCUUCCAGGUGCUACCAUAUGGAGCCUAAGGAUAAAGCCAAUACCAAAGAAAACAGUGACUAAACAGAGAGAAACUAGGUUCUUGGUGACAUCUUUUGAGCCACUAGACCAAGCCUUACCUGAAGCAGACCUACCUCAGAACUUUUCAGCUAUGUGAGCCAAUAAACAUCUUCUGUUCAAACGAAUUAGAGUUGAGUUUUCUGUUAUUUGCAACUUAGCCACACUAAUACUGUCUUGUGUUUGAAAUCACUGUUUUCUCCUACAGCUCCUCAGUGUCACCUUUUCCUCUUGCUUAGUAGUCUCAUAAGCUCCUUAGUUAUCUCAGUUGCUUGGAAGUUGAGCAUCUAAAUAGGUGGCUCUUGCUGGGUGCGGUGGCUUACGCCUGUAAUCCCAUCACUUUGGGAGGCCAAGGCGGGCAGAUCACCUGAGGUUGGAAGUUCAAGACCAGCCUGACCAACAUGGAGAAACCUCGUCUCUACUAAAAAUACAAAAUUAGCCAGGUGUGGUGGCGCAUGCCUGUAAUCCCAGCUACUCAGGAGGCUGAGGCAGGAGAAUCGCUUGAAUCUGGGAGGUGGAGGUUGCAGUGAGCCGAGAUCAUGCCAUUGCACUCCAGCCUGGGCAACAAGAGUGAAACUCUAUCUCAAAAAAAUAAAAAUAAAAAUAAAAAUAAUAAAUAGGUGGCUCUCAUGACCUAAGGUUAAUUUCAUGCAUAAUACUGAUGCUUUAAGUCAUACCAUUAGUGCAGGAAUUUUUGCUCCUUAGUUCAGCUAAAAUCUGGGUUCUUGUCUCAUGACCAGGAAAAAUUAGUCACAGGGACACAUUGAAAAGUGAGGAGGGCAGAAUUUAUUAAGUGAAAAGGAAAACUCUCGACAAAAAGAGGGGUCCUGCAUGCAGGUUUUCCAUCUCACUAAAUUGAAUACCAGGCCACCACACAUAAGUUGAAGAGCCCAGUCUUCUCCCCCUGCAUGAAUUCCUGGUGGCUCCACCCCAUUCUCCCAGUGUGCAGGCAGGCCCUUAGUCUGAGCCACUCCACAUUGAUUUAUUUCCCUUACUGUGUGUGUGUUAAGGGAUGGAAUUUUUCAUCAUGGGCAUGUUUAGGCAAUCCCCCUGUGCACAAUGACCUGGGCAGCAUUUGGCUGUCUACUGACUCUAUCAUUCCCCCCCUCUAAAGAAGUACAUCUAACUUAGAAUAAGGAUAAAGAUAAGGGUAGUGAUCGAUCUUAACUGCUUCCUGCUGAUGGGGGCACUGUUUUGGGAAAAUAGUGAGCUCUCCCUCAGAGGCCUAUCUAAGGGUCCCUGGUAAAAGGUGGCCAUCGUUUGAGGUUCCAAUUUCAUGAACGUUCAGAGUUCAAUGGCCUGAAAGUGAGAAGAGACAAACCAGGUUAUUAGAAGACAUAAUCAAAAUGAAACAAAGGGGGGAUGGUAAGGACAGCUAAAAAAAAUCCUAAGGCUGCUGACACACCCAGUUAACUGGUAGCUAUAGUUAUGCCUGCUAAGAUUUGGGUGUAUGGGACUUGGCUUUGGUUAGCUCCCUUGGUCUUAUUUUCCAAAAAAAGAAACCUCCGGGUUAUGGGCACCUUAUUUAUUCCAAUCAUCUGGCAGGAUUUUCAGGGUAAUUGCCCAGAACUAGAAUAUUGAUCCAGAUUUUUACAUUACCCAUCCCUUUUGCUUCUUCUGAGCUGCAGCCAGAGAUUGCUGGUUGGUUCACAGGAAUAAGCAGUGUUAGUUUAAAAUGUGGGCAAAAAACUUAAAAACAACAAAUGAGUCUAGAAUCUGAUGACAAAUGUAUAAGUCUUGAAACAUAAUUUCUCUCCAGUUCUCAUUUUUAUUAAAAAUAAAUCAUGAUAGGACUGAGUUGUUUGCAAAAUAAACUUUAGUCUUGU
This is a messenger RNA of Pongo pygmaeus (Bornean orangutan), 5549 nucleotides long. RefSeq names its product zinc finger protein 662 (gene ZNF662). Bases 211 to 1569 code for a protein of 452 amino acids. Lineage: Eukaryota; Metazoa; Chordata; Mammalia; Primates; Hominidae. Gene Ontology annotation, cellular component: nucleus; transcription regulator complex; PcG protein complex. The transcript has 4 exons. Gene Ontology annotation, molecular function: RNA polymerase II cis-regulatory region sequence-specific DNA binding; DNA-binding transcription activator activity, RNA polymerase II-specific. Gene Ontology annotation, biological process: regulation of transcription by RNA polymerase II. The record is from RefSeq and is a predicted model, not a curated record.